Molecule: messenger RNA, 267 nt
Organism: Staurois parvus
Lineage: Eukaryota; Metazoa; Chordata; Amphibia; Anura; Ranidae
Source: the annotation of a GenBank genome assembly
ACGAAACUAAUGGGGACUAAGAAACUACAUGGCCAAGCAAUCCCAAUAGCACACCGUCACCACCAGGGGCGGACUGACAACUCAUGGGGCCCCCGGACAAUAGGGGAUCAUGGGGCCCCUGUGUCCUUGCCCAAACUCAAAAAAGCCUAUGAAAAAGGUACCAGGGGCAUAUCAUGGGGCCCCCUACUGACCCCGGGCCCUCAGGCAGUGCCUGAGUUUCCAAAUGGUCAGUCCGCCCCUGGUCACCACAAUCUUGCAGUAAAGAAG